Patiria miniata (bat star) is the source of this 1344-nucleotide messenger RNA. RefSeq names its product centromere protein O-like. Gene Ontology annotation, cellular component: Mis6-Sim4 complex; kinetochore. The transcript has 7 exons. The record is from RefSeq and is a predicted model, not a curated record. The coding region runs from base 332 to 1216 and encodes 294 amino acids. Lineage: Eukaryota; Metazoa; Echinodermata; Asteroidea; Valvatida; Asterinidae.
CGGAAUGUCCGAUCUUUAAGCAAGUCGCACCUGUAACUCUUGAGUGCGCACUUCACUAAUUGUGUUCGAAAUAAACGCGGCGACUCCUUUCUCUCGCGGUUUUGAUUAUUUAUAUCGAUACACGUUUCAUUAUAUCGGCAAAGAUCGAUACACAGAUACAGCAACAUUCCUAAGUUAUCAUGCACCAACUUUUAGUGCGAAAUCUAGGCCUCACUUGAUUUUCUCCGGUAAGCUGUGCUUAUUGUUACAAAGCCUUGAAGACGCCAAUACUCGGAACCUGAUAUCAAAAGAUAACUUCCUGUUGUGCAUCAAGUCUUCAAUUUUUGCCGAAAUGGAUGGUGGAAAAGGUUUUAAACGAUUGACACAUGGUACACUCCACAGUCUACAGAAACUUGAGGACAUGACACAUAAUGCAGCUGAUGAGAAGGAAAGUAUGGCAAAGCAACAACAUCAACUAUCAACCUUACAGAAAUCGCUGCAGCAACUAGUACAACAGCAGGACAGACUCACAUAUAAACUACAACAUGGUCCCUCUAAGGUACUAAGUAACCUCUUGAGAGAUGAAGAUGCAGAUAUUGAAGUCACUUCUGAGGCCCAACAUGCUGCCAUUACCAGCUCAAUAGCAUUCGCCAAAAGACUCAAGACUUUGGAAUUCCUUCAAGCUUACAGAUUAUCAGGUGCAACUGUGACAAGUGUAAGUGAUAGAUAUGUGCGGCUACGGUGGGACACAUUCUACCAGGGCGAGUACUAUGAACCAUACUAUAUGGAGCUGGAAUUUAAAGGUCAACUGCAGGUGUAUCGACACACAUUACCACACUUUCUACAACUGACAAACAUUGUUGAUGAACAUUUGAAUGAAGAGCUGACCUACUUUGUGGAUGAGAUUGGUGAUUUAUUGAAUGCAUAUGUGUCCAGAAGGCAGCAAGUUGCACAGCUGAAGCUGGACCAUUCCUCUAGCAUUGCUGGAGACAUUCGUCAUAGUCAGUCAUUGGACUAUGUACAGAUAACCUUUCUGUCCAGUAAUGGAAGUUGCAGUCCGCUGACAGUAGAUCUAUAUUACGGAAACUUACAUGCUACACGUCCAACAAAAGUUCUUCUUGCUGAUAAUGACAAUGACAGCAUAAACAGUGAUCCAUCUCUUUUGAAGAAGCUACAAUCUUCAUUGAAGCACAGAGAGCUAUCCAAGGCAAUAUCAUCAGCAACAGGCAACGUUUAAGGGUUCCUAACUGAUCUGAUCAAGUGUGAUGGACGUGAUCAAGCUAAAUGAGUCGUUUGUCAGGAACUUUUAUUUGGAGAUCCAGGCCAAAAUAGGGCCACUUCAUCACAUCACUUUAUCACAUCUCU